AUGUGGGAGCCUUCGGAUUACCCGCAGCCUUUUGAUGUCUACACGCUGCCCGCCUUGCCCGGGAUUUCUCUGACCAUUCUAUUUUCUAUAAUUGGAAUUUUCGGAAAUCUGAACAUAAUUCUGGCGACUGAUCGGAAAAGGCAUGGGCUUAAAAAUUUAUGAAGAUUAUCUUACUUUUUUUCAGAAGACUCAGAUCAAGAUGCAACAUAUUUAUUGCAAUUAACGCUGGUGCUGACGUCCUGCACCAGACAGGCCACAUAAUUUUUGCCUUCUACUAUCUCUUAGGCGAUCCAUUCAGGCCUCUGGAAUAUGUUUUUUAUCUCUAUAUACCAGCCGUAAUGGGGGCUAAUAUGGGGGCUCCGUUGAUGUUUGUAAUCAGCUUUGAUCGUUUGUUCUGUGUACUGUUUCCUGUCAAGUGAGUAACCUUCUUUGCAAAUUUCAUUUCUUAUAAAAUAUAUGUAGAUACGAAAAGAUCCCUCGACAUUACUACUUGGCAAUGUUGCUGGCAAUACCAAUUACCCAAUCGAACCUUAUCAUGUAUCAAAAUUAUCAGGGAAUGACGAAGAAUAGGAAUAUGUAAGUAUGUAGUCAAGUUGUCCGAAGAAACCAAAUUUAAGGCUGGUUGUAUGCUCGUUUGUUCAGACAUACACCGGAGAUGACCAGCAUGUCUGGCGAUAUAUGCAGGUCAUCUUUUGCGUUCUGAUAAUCGCUUGCUACACAUUCAUUUGGUUCUACCUGAAUCACAAUCAAGAAGCCUUUUUGAAAACGGUGAAGCCGUUAAGUCUGAUAACUAUCAGCCAAGUUUCUUGCUGGCUUAUGGCAACCGGUGUGCAGUAUAUUUUUAUGCCUUCCGGCCUCAACGAUCCAGGGUAUAUCUUCUUGCUGCAAAUGAACGGCGGUUGGCAACUCAAUAUGGGCUUGGCUUCCAACUAUUUUGCGUAUUUUUUGAAGUAAGUUUGCAAAUACAUAAGUGCACGUAGCUUUUUUUAAGUAAGGAUUAUCGUAUGGCCUUCCUGGAACAGCUGGAUGUCAUCACUUGUGGUUAUAUUAACUCAAGAAAACGCAGAACAAAGGUUUCAGUUUUAUGGAAAGGAACGUUUAAUUCGGCUAAUAUGAAAACAUCAAGACUCUGA
Bursaphelenchus xylophilus (pine wood nematode) is the source of this 1133-nucleotide messenger RNA. Lineage: Eukaryota; Metazoa; Nematoda; Chromadorea; Rhabditida; Aphelenchoididae. The record is from the annotation of a GenBank genome assembly.